Prosopis cineraria is the source of this 1506-nucleotide messenger RNA. Its product is annotated as pentatricopeptide repeat-containing protein At1g09900-like. Bases 745 to 1440 code for a protein of 231 amino acids. The transcript has 2 exons. Gene Ontology annotation, molecular function: protein binding. NCBI's taxonomy places the organism in Eukaryota, Viridiplantae, Streptophyta, Magnoliopsida, Fabales, Fabaceae. The record is from RefSeq and is a predicted model, not a curated record.
CACAGGAAAGAGCGGGUCAGAUGAGCCAAAUCGGGAACGCAGCAUCGGUCUUUCCCCUUCACAGCUUCACAUCCUUUUCUUCUUUGUCCAGGUUAACUAAAAUCGACGGCGGCGCGCGACGUUCGGCGUUCUCUCGCUGUCUUUCUCUCGCUCUCUGUCUGAGGGCUUAUUGUGGAAAUCCCUUCUGCUUCUACAUUUCAGAGAGUUUAAGAGCAGCUUACCCUCUUCAGCAAAGAUUGCUGCUUUCAUGCCAGUGCUGACUUUUGGUACAGUUACUUCAGUAAGUAAUUUGUAUCGAAUUUGCAGAAAUGGCAGUGUGUUUGUGAAUUCUUCUUCACUUUGUGCUCCUAAGACUAUGGAUUUGACAGAUGCUAGUGAAGCCCAUGAUUGUAAUUACAUAGAAUUGCAGCAUAUAAUGCAGAAUUAUGCUACCUCAGGUUACUUUGAAAAAGCUAUGGAGACACUGCGUUGCAUGAGAAAUAUAGAAGGGAAGCCUACUGUUUACGAUUAUAAUGGUUUGAUUUAUUGCUAUUUGAGAUCCCAUAAUGUAUCAACGGACAAGCUAGAGCAGUUGUAUCAGGGAAUGAAAAGGUUUGGUCCCGUUCCAAAUGCAUUAACCUUCAACACACUUCUUAAUGGACUGUUGUCUCUCAGUAAUCUGAAAACUGCGUUUUUGAUUGUGAAAGAGAUGCACAGUAGCGGGUUUGUCCCGUCAUUCAGCUUAUUGUCAAGAAUGUUGAAAAAAUGAUAUACUCUGGGCAUUUUAUUGAUUCUCUCAAUAUGUUUGACUUCAUGAUGCGGUUGAAGUAUUAUCCUACUCAACACACUGUAGAUUCUUUGGUUUCCAUGCUUGCUAAUGCUGGGAUGAUCCGACAAGCAUAUUUUGUAUUGUCUACCCUUCUAGAAGAGGAUCACUUCUGUGGUACACAUAAUUAUAAUAAAAUUCUAUGGGCUAUGUGCAAGUCUAACCAGAGUUAUGCUGCUCUACAACUAUUGUAUUUAAUGAAAAAGAAAGGCAUAAUCCCCAAUAUUUGCUCUUAUACUGCUUUAGUAUAUGGAUUUUGUAAAGAAGGUUGGUGUGAAGAAGAUCUUCUACACUGUCUAGAUGACAUGGAGAGUGAUGGUUGCAAGCCCAAUGUCAAAACAUACACUAUAGUCAUCAAAUUUCUGUGCGAUAAUGGGAGAAUUGAACAGGCACUAGAAUACCUGGCCAAGAUGCAAUGUAGCGGAUGUGAACCAGACUUGACCACCUAUAAUGUAAUUCUUCGUGAACUUUGUCAUCAAGAUAGGGAGGAUGAUGCUGUGGAACUCCUUCAGGUGAUAAAUCAGAAAGGAUAUCUUCCUAGUCCACAUACCUGUGCUGCUUUAUCUGGAGGCCUGUUGAAAAUAGGGAAAUCAAGGGUUGUACCUUUGUUAGCGUGCAAGCUUACAUGUUUCUGAUGAUGACUACUUUUCCAUUUUCAGUUUUUUUCUCCAUGGUUUAAUCUUAGCAUUUUAUCUUUGUAA